Molecule: messenger RNA, 567 nt
Organism: Panicum virgatum (switchgrass)
Lineage: Eukaryota; Viridiplantae; Streptophyta; Magnoliopsida; Poales; Poaceae
Exons: 1
Coding region: 1-567 (188 amino acids)
Source: RefSeq, a predicted model, not a curated record
AUGCCGUUCGCCGCCGGCGCCGGCCACUGGUCGCCCACGCGCCGCGCCCCGGCCAAAUCCACCUCGCGCGCCCUCGGUAUCGCCCAAAACCGCUCGCCCUGGCUUCUCCUGCGCUCGCCACGCGCGCCCCGCGAGUGCUCUGCUCGACACGCCACCAACGCCGUCGCCGUCUCGACGUCGGUGCCCAGACACGCGUCGCCGCGUCGGUGCAGCUCGCCGCCGCUCGAGUCGUCUACAAAGCCAACUUCGAUUUCUCCUUCCCCUCGCUCCCUCACUCCCCAGAACCCCAAGCCGAGGCCCCCUGCUCGCGCAAACGCUAUCGCCGUGCCGCUGCCCGCCUAUGCGCGCACCAUGGACGCCUGCCUGCGCCCGAGCUGCGCCGCCGCUGCGCCGGCCGAGCUCGCCACCGCCACUGCCAUCACGGGCCAUGGGAGCGCCGUCCAGUGCUGGCCGCCGAGCGCGCCGGCUCCGCCGGCCUUGCAGAGCCACACGCCGCACGCCAUGGCUGCCGCCCCCGCCGAGCUCGCCGUGGAGCUCCCCUGUCCGACCCUCCUCUACCCCCACUGA